Chenopodium quinoa (quinoa) is the source of this 2175-nucleotide messenger RNA. RefSeq lists its product as uncharacterized. The transcript has 7 exons. The record is from RefSeq and is a predicted model, not a curated record. Lineage: Eukaryota; Viridiplantae; Streptophyta; Magnoliopsida; Caryophyllales; Amaranthaceae. Bases 1 to 2175 code for a protein of 724 amino acids.
AUGACUAAGAAGAAAGACAGAAAGAAGGCUAUUCAGAGAUUCCUUAACGAGUUGUCAGAUGAAGAGGAGAACUUAGAACCACCAAAACCACAAGUUGGGAAGAGGACUACUAGGAAUCUGAAUCCGCUUUACAAAGUUGUUAUUGAGGACUCCGAAGAUGAGAAUGACCCUAUUUUUUAUAUUAAUACUUAUGAGGAAGAGAAAGACAAGAAGUCUAAUGUGGUCCGAGAGUUUGAUAAGCUGUUUGUGGCACUAAAUUGUCCUGAUGGUAUGAAAGUUGACCAGGCUGCUAUGUACCUUAAGGAUGAGGCUGAUAUCUGGGAUGUGGGGGAGAGUGCUAAGGUCGGAGAAAAGAGGAAGGACUUUGGGAAUUCUGAAAACCAGGGUCACUUCAAAAGGUUCAAGAUUGGGGGCUCAUCUGAGAGGAAUAACCGAAAUGUUAGCAGAUUUUCUAACGCUAACAAUGGCGAGAGGAAGUUCAACUGCAAGAGGUGUAGGAGAAACCACCCUGGAAGAGACUGUGAAGGAAAUUUGGGAGGAAGAGGCAAUGGUCAGACUAGGAAGUUCGGGAAUGGUAACAGUAAUGGUAGCAACAGACCUAGAAAUGGCAACAACAACUCAGGAAAUGGCAACAAUGGUCACCAAGGAAAGAGCAACACUCCCGAGCAUUUGUCUGUGAUGAGCAAAGGACAGGCUGAAAGGUCCUCAAAUGUAGUCACUGGUACUUUUUCCAUUCACUUUGUUUCUGUCAAAGUCUUGUUUGAUUCUGGAGCAACUUACUAUUUCAUCUCUACUUCUGUUGUGCGCAAAUUAAACUUAUCUGAGUCAAGUCAUGUCGAUAUGUCGGUCGGUCUACCUACUGGCAAACUUGUUCAUUGCAAUAGGUUAUUCAAAGGCUUGCCUUUGAAAAUAGGAGAGGCUGUUUUUCCAUCAAAUCUUAUUGAGUUUAACUUGGGGGACUUGGAUGUCAUUCUGGGGAUGGACUGGCUAAGUUUAUACAAGGCUAAGAUAGACUGUGAGUUACAGAGAGUGCACUUAAGUGAUCCUUUGGGUAAGACGGUGUCCUAUAGACGUUUUGGGGAGCCGAAAGGUAUUAGGAUCAUUUCUUCUCUAAAGGUUAAGAAGUUGGUAAGUAAGGGGUAUCCAUUGUACUGUUGUUGUGUCCAAGAUUUGAGUAAGGGUGACAAUAGGAAGAUUGAGGAUGUACCCAUUGUGAACGAGUUUUUAGAUGUCUUUCCGGAUGAGACUUCAGGGAUGCCACCUAAAAGGGAAGUUGAGUUUACCAUUGACUUAAUUCCAGGAGCUACACCCAUUUCUAAAGCGCCCUAUAGAAUGGCACCAGCUGAGAUGAGUGAGCUGAAAGUUCAAUUAGAGUUAAAUAAUGUGACUGUGAAGAAUAAGUACCCUUUACCGAGGAUAGAUGACUUGUUUGAUCAGCUGAAGGGGGCAAGUGUGUUUUCAAAGAUCAAUUUGAGGUCUAGGUACCACCAGUUGAAGGUUGCAAAUAAGGACAUUCCAAAGACAGCCUUCAGAACUCGUUAUGGGCACUACGAGUUUACAAUCAUGCCUUUUGGGUUAACCAAUGCACCUGCCAUAUUCAUGGACUUGAUGAACCGAGUGUUUCACGAAUACUUAGAUACGUUUGUGGUUAUGUUCAUUGACGACAUAUUGGUGUAUUCGAGGAAUGAGGAGGAACAUGCUCAACAUUUGGAACCAUUCUGGAAACUCGUAGAAGUAACAAGCGGGCACUACAUUUGUAAGGAGGGUAUAUCAGUAGAUCCUGCAAAGAUCAAGGCAGUAAGUAAGUGGCCUACUCCUAAGAAUGUGACUGAUGUUCGUAGUUUCUUGGGAUUAGCUGGGUAUUAUAGAAGGUUUGUUAAAGACUUUUCGAGAAUAGCCAGACCCAUAAUCGCUCUUAUGAAGAAGCAAAUUAAUUUUGAGUGGAACGACAUUUGUGACGCAGCUUUUCAAACCCUGAAAGAGCGACUAACCACUGGACCAGUACUAGUGUUGCCCGAUGGGAGAGAUGGAUUCGAGGUAUACAACGAUGCUUUAAAGCAUGGUCUAGGAUGUGUUCUGCAGCAAAAUGGGAGAGUGAUCGCUUAUGCAUCGAGACAGUUGAAGACGCAUGAAGUUAACCGAUCGAUACGUGAAGUAGAGGAAAGUUCGGGAUAG